AUGCUAGCUCGGUGCUCUUCGCAGGUCUUGGACACGGGAAUUCCCCUCCCAGACUUAUCCGAGUGUUCGGACACUGAGUUUGUAUCUAUGUCUCCAAGUCCAAUGCCUUUGGCAAGACAAAAAUCAUGUGAUUUUGGCUCUUCAAUGAGCUCAAGUCCAUGCCAAACAAUUACACCACAGCAACUUGUAGACCUUAUUACAGAUCCUCAAGCAGCCGGUUUUGAUCAAGUUAUCAUCAUUGACGCACGAUUUGAGUACGAAUAUCGCGGUGGACGUAUCAUUGGAGCCAGAAAUGUUCGUUCUAAAUCUCAGCUCUACGGUAUUUAUGAAAGAUACUUGAACAAGAAAAAUUGUAUUGUUUUUCAUUGUGAAUUCUCUCAGAAUCGUGGACCAACACUCCUGAGAUUGUUCCGUGAAUAUGACAGACAUCAUAACGAAUACCCUAAUCUCUCAUAUCCAGACGUCUAUUUGUUGGAAGGUGGAUAUUGCCACUUUUACGAUCAGAUGCCUGAAUUUUGUGUUGGAGGUUAUAUACCAAUGCGCGAUGAAACUUACGUGAACAAUGGCGAACUUAGGAGAAGCCAUUCCUUUUUCUUAAAAGAAAUGCUUUCUCAGAAGAAGUCCAUUCGCCCACCACGUCUCUUGACUCGCUGCAACUCACAGACUAUAGAAAACUGGUCGGUUUUCGCUGAUGUUGCAUCAGCUACUCUUCCAUCAAUCGCUUCCCAAUCCGAUGCAUCUGUAGAGUUUAUUCCAUUUACUUCAUCACAAAUAUACUAA
Molecule: messenger RNA, 780 nt
Organism: Trichomonas vaginalis G3
Lineage: Eukaryota; Parabasalia; Trichomonadida; Trichomonadidae
Product: positive regulation of cell cycle G2/M phase transition
Exons: 1
Coding region: 1-780 (259 amino acids)
Biological process (GO): positive regulation of G2/MI transition of meiotic cell cycle; positive regulation of G2/M transition of mitotic cell cycle; G2/M transition of mitotic cell cycle
Cellular component (GO): nucleus; cytoplasm
Molecular function (GO): protein tyrosine phosphatase activity
Source: RefSeq, a predicted model, not a curated record